Messenger RNA from Galdieria sulphuraria, 1161 nucleotides. RefSeq names its product RNA 3'-terminal phosphate cyclase-like protein. Gene Ontology annotation, molecular function: RNA endonuclease activity. The record is from RefSeq and is a predicted model, not a curated record. The coding region runs from base 21 to 1106 and encodes 361 amino acids. Gene Ontology annotation, biological process: ribosome biogenesis; endonucleolytic cleavage of tricistronic rRNA transcript (SSU-rRNA, 5.8S rRNA, LSU-rRNA). Gene Ontology annotation, cellular component: nucleolus. The transcript has a single exon. Lineage: Eukaryota; Rhodophyta; Bangiophyceae; Galdieriales; Galdieriaceae.
AUACAACUGAGUCUUUUGAGAUGGCCAUUCGAGUCCAUCGUCGAGUGAACUUUCGUUACCGUUUGCUUCUCGCUCUAUUUACUGGUAAACAGAUUGUAUUUGACUUUUCUGAAGAACCCAACCAUUCCCAACUAUUAAAACCUAAUGAAAUAUCUUUAUUGCGUUUGUUGGAUCGAAUAACUAGUGGAACUCAGUUGCAACUGGAUGAAGCACAAUGCCUAGUAACCAUACAACCUGGUGUGUUGAUAGGAGGCAACGUUACUCAUCAGUGUUCUACGUGUAGAGGGUUAACUUAUUAUUUGGAAUUUUUGGCUUUACUAGCUCCUUAUUGUAAGAGAACUUUGGAAGCAACUCUAACAGGUGUAACUGCUCAUCCUUUGGAUACUUCUGUGGAUACUUUUCAGAAUGUAACCAUUCCUUUAUUAAGAAAACUUGGUUUAGGAAAGGAAUGUAGUCUCAAGAUCAAGAAAAGGGAUAGUUCUGCUUAUGGGUUGGGUGAAGUAUUGUUCACUUGUCCGAUUAUCCUGAAGGCUUUGGAGCCUAUAGAAUGGAAGAAUCGAGAAGAGAUAAAACGAAUACGUGGUAUGGCAUAUUGUUCAAGAAUACCUCCCAAUGUUGCGAGCCAAUUGAUAGACAACUCGAGAAAUAUCCUUUGUGAAUAUUUGACGGAUGUCUUUAUUUACUCCGAUUGGAAUCCUGGAGGAACAGAUGAACCUAGUAUCAGUCUAUCACUUUUUGCUGAAACAUCGAGUGGCUUUAUAUUAGGAGCAGAUAGUUGUUGGAAGGGAAAGGACUGGAACGAAGAAAUAUUAUCAAGUGUGUCUCAAGAAGCUACCCAAGCAAUACUUUUCCAAGCUAUGGAAAAUAGUGUUGUAGAUACUCAACAUCAACUUUUUAUAUGUUUAUGGAUGGCCUUAUCGAGUGCAGAUUUAUCAACGGUAGAAUUGGGUCGCCUAACACCUUGUACUAUACAGUUAUUGAGAGAUAUUCAAGACUUUAUGGGGGUUGCUUUUCAAAUAGAACGAGGUAGUAAUAAUAACCAUCCAAGUUUACUGUGUUCUUGUAUUGGUAUGGAAUAUCGAAAUGAAAACCGUAGACGUUAUUAAAAGCUCUCCAAAAAUCCUUUUGUGGAUUCAGUUGGAAGCCAUUUCCUAUUCUUCU